This is a messenger RNA of Electrophorus electricus (electric eel), 3032 nucleotides long. Lineage: Eukaryota; Metazoa; Chordata; Actinopteri; Gymnotiformes; Gymnotidae. The record is from RefSeq and is a predicted model, not a curated record.
CGGAGCGCGCACGGAUACAGGCGGGCGCAGCGAUACAGGAGCGGGGGCAGACGCUGUCCCUCAACCGGCACAAUUUUAUAGCGUUUAAUUUAUUUCUGUUUGCGUUUCGUUACACUGUGAUCUCUGGGGACGUGCCAUGGCGCAGCCUGACAACAAGAAGUUCUUUGAGAACCUCAGCGGCGCGGGCAAAGCCAUCGCGGUUCUGACGAGCGGGGGUGAUGCUCAAGGGAUGAACGCUGCCGUGCGGGCCGUGGUGCGGAUGGGAAUCUACGUGGGAGCCAAAGUGUACUUCAUCCAUGAGGGUUAUCAGGGUAUGGUGGAUGGGGGUGAUAACAUAAAGGAAGCAACAUGGGAAAGUGUCUCCAGCAUGCUUCAAGUGGGUGGCACUGUGAUAGGCAGCGCCCGCUGUAUGGAGUUCCGCACGCACGAGGGCCGUCUGAAGGCCGCCCACAACCUGGUGCAACACGGCAUCACCAACCUGUGUGUGAUCGGCGGGGACGGCAGUCUGACGGGUGCCAAUCUCUUCAGGGAGGAAUGGAGCAGCCUGUUGGCCAAGCUCGUCCAGCAGGGUAUGAUCAGUGACGACGCGGCUGAGAAGUAUUCAGCCCUGCACAUCGUGGGGAUGGUGGGAUCCAUCGACAACGACUUCUGCGGCACAGACAUGACCAUCGGGACCGACUCUGCUCUCCACCGGAUCAUCGAGGUGGUGGACGCCAUCAUGACGACGGCCCAGAGCCACCAGAGGACAUUUGUUCUGGAGGUGAUGGGCAGACACUGUGGCUACCUUGCGCUGGUGAGUGCCCUGGCCUGUGGUGCUGAUUGGGUCCUGAUCCCUGAGAUGCCCCCUGAGGACGGCUGGGAGGAGAAGAUGUGUGAGAAACUCUCCGCGAAUCGAGCAGGAAGGAAAAGGCUGAAUAUCAUAAUAGUAGCUGAGGGCGCCAUUGAUCGUAACAACAAACCCAUAACCACAGAACAUGUGAAGGAUCUGGUGGUUCGCAGUUUGGGCUUCGACACGCGUGUCACCAUCCUGGGCCACGUCCAAAGAGGAGGAACUCCGUCGGCCUUCGACAGAAUCCUGGCCAGUCGUAUGGGUGUGGAAGCCGUCCUCGCGCUGCUGGAGACCACAGCCAACACGCCGGCCUGUGUCGUCUCGCUGUGUGGAAACCAAGCCGUGAGGCUGCCUCUCAUGGAGUGUGUGCAGAUGACACAGGAGGUUCAGAAGGCCAUGGAUGAGAAGAGGUUUGAAGACGCCGUAAAGCUUCGGGGCAGGAGCUUUGAGAACAAUCUUAGGACCUACAAACUCUUGGCUCACCGUAAACCAGAAUCUGAACUGCCACACAGCAACUUCAACGUGGCCGUGCUGAAUGUGGGUGCUCCGGCAGCAGGCAUGAACGCGGCGGUGCGCUCGGCCGUCAGGGUGGGCAUCUCCGAGGGACACAAGAUGUUUGCCAUCAACGACGGCUUCGAGGGCUUCUAUAAGGGACAGAUUAAAGAGAUAAAAUGGGGCGCCGUCGGGGGAUGGACGGGCCAAGGCGGGUCCCUUCUGGGGACCAAAAGGACGCUUCCCGCAAAGUACAUUGGCAAAAUCGCCGAACAGAUUCGGAAGUACAACAUAAAUGCCCUGCUGGUCAUCGGUGGAUUCGAGGCCUACUUGGGGAUCGCGGAGUUGUUAGCCGCCCGCGGGACAUGUGAGGAGUUCUGUGUGCCCAUGAUCAUGGUGCCAGCUACGGUCUCCAACAAUGUGCCCGGCUCAGAUCUCAGCAUUGGUGCAGACACCGCGCUGAACGCCAUCACCGAUGCGCUUGAGUGUUUGCUGCAGCUCUGUGAGGCUCGGCGCACCUUUGAGGAGUUGUGCAUCCCUCUAUGUAUGCUGCCUGCUACUAUUAGUAACAAUGUCCCCGGUACUGACCUCAGUAUCGGGGCAGACACUGCCCUUAAUGCCAUCGUAGAGACAUGUGACCGUAUCAAGCAGUCCGCCAGUGGGACGAAGAGACGCGUCUUCAUCAUUGAGACCAUGGGGGGGUACUGUGGAUAUCUGGCCAGCGUCGGUGGUCUGGCCGCCGGAGCGGAUGCGGUCUACAUUUAUGAAGAACCUUUUGACAUCCGAGAGCUGCAGUCUAACGUAGAGCACUUAACAGAGAAGAUGAAGACUAGCAUUCAGAGAGGACUUGUCCUGAGGAAUGAGAAUAGUAAUGUGAACUACACUACAGACUUCAUCUAUCAGCUCUAUUCAGAGGAAGGAAAAGGUGUGUUUGACUGCAGGAAGAAUAUACUGGGACAUAUGCAACAGGGAGGUGCUCCUUCUCCUUUUGACCGUAACUUCGGGACUAAAAUCGCAGCCAAAGCCAUGCAGUGGAUCUCUAAGAAACUGCAGGAGAGUUACAGGCAAGACGAAGGCCGGGUGUUUGCGAACACAGAGGACUCGGCGUGUCUGUUGGGGAUGCGGCGUCGUGCUCUCGUCUUCCAGCCCGUGACACAGCUGAAGGAUCAGACUGACUUCAUUCACCGGAUCCCUAAGGAACAGUGGUGGCUGAAGCUUCGUCCUCUGAUGAAGAUCCUGGCCAAGUACAAGACCAGCUAUGACGUGUCCGACUCUGGCCAGCUGGAGCACGUGGUCUGCAACCGGACCAAGGAAUCCGACACCACCACCACCAUCUGAGGUCACAGUCGGGGUGAGGGGUCAGAGCUUGUGCCCAAGGGUGGGACUCCUCUACGUGGCCCGGGUGCUUCAUCCUUUCCUCUCAUUCUCCUCCUCCUCCUCGUAGUUACCAUGGCAGCCACACCCCCACCCCCCCCGGUGCACCGUCCUCCCUGUUCGGGUGGAGGGAGAUGGGGAGGGAGGGGGUGUGGGUGGUGCUGCUUUGAGCGUGUGCUCCAUGACACAAACCUCCAACUCUACCUUCUCCGUGUAGCUAGUGUCCGGCGUGCGAUGCAGACGCCGUCUGUCCUGCCCCGAUCUUCCCGUCUGCUGUGUGGAUGUGUGAAUAUCGUUGUGACAUCUGCUUAACCAAUAAACAUGAUGUACACCCGUU